Molecule: messenger RNA, 1240 nt
Organism: Hyla sarda
Lineage: Eukaryota; Metazoa; Chordata; Amphibia; Anura; Hylidae
Gene: LRRC2
Product: leucine rich repeat containing 2
Exons: 9
Coding region: 50-1159 (369 amino acids)
Molecular function (GO): protein binding
Source: RefSeq, a predicted model, not a curated record
GUCUCCACGCCAUCUUCAGCUCUUAUCCAACCAGAUUGCAUGUAAGGCCAUGACGUUUGAAGUUAUUGUUGUUGACUUCUCCAAAAUAAGAGGGCUUUGGGAAACACGUGUUAAGAAGCACAAAGAGCAAUGCAAAAAGGAGGAGCAAAGGAUACAAACUAGUGCCUUGCAAAAAAUUAAACAAGAAUGGAGCUUCAUGCUGGAAUGCAGACACAGAGCAAUACCCCAAUCUGAAUACUUAAAUAAUGGGUUUGUAGACAUUACUCUUAACAUACAGAAUACACAUCAGAGGAAUUUUACUGUCUGCAAAAGUCCUUCCACAGAAGAAGAACCUCAAAAAAACAAAUUUGUUUUUAACCUUUAUGGAUCAGAGUGGCAGGAGCUUCCAGAUUACCUAAGAGAACAGACAUACCUGAAAGAAUGGCAUAUUCACAAAACCCUCAUACAAACCAUUCCAGACUAUAUUCAGACAUUUGAAGACAUGAAAGUUUUGGAUAUGUCACAGAACAAACUAAAACAUCUUCCUCCUGAAAUAGGAUGCCUGAGAAAUUUGAGAGAACUCAAUGUUAGUUUCAAUAAUCUAAAAAACAUACCACCUGAGCUGGGAGAUUGUGAAAACCUUGAGAAAUUGGAUGUUUCUGGAAAUUUAGAACUCACAGAAUUGCCUUUUGAGUUGAGUAAUUUGAAAAAGGUCACUUUUGCUGAUUUGUCAGCAAACAAAUUCUCUUCUAUUCCAAUUUGUGUCUUACGGAUGUCAAGUUUGCAAUGGUUGGACAUCAGCAGUAAUAACUUAAAGGAUCUUCCACAGGACAUAGACAGAUUAGAAGAACUUGAGACCUUACUGAUGCAAAAGAACACAUUUACCUAUUUGCCGUUUGGACUUAUCAAUCUUUCUAAUUUGAAAUUAUUGGUCGUCAGUGGUGACAGCUUGGUUGAAAUACCCUCUGCACUUGAAGACAAUCCCUCCUUGAAAUAUAUCAAGCUACUUGAUAAUCCCAUUGAAGUAAAUGAAAACUUAGAUAUUGAAAAUGAAGAUGAAAAUAAUCAAGACCAGCUACAGUUUGAGAAAGAAUUUAUGAAAGCCUACAUUAAAGAUCUUGUUAAAAGAGAUUCUGCACCCAGCUAUACCACAAAGGUGUCUCUUAAUUUACAGAUUUAAGCAAGAGAAAGUGGUAGUCCAAAGAACAACUCCAUGCCGGUGCCUUCCAUCCAAAAACUCUUCCUUUACAGUUGUCUUUAC